AUGCUCAUGAUCGAGAACCAGCUGCCGCUGCUCGUCCUCCAGCGGCUCGUCACCUUCCUGCACGGCGCGUCAGCCGCGACCGACGACGCGAUCAACAACAUGGUGCUGGAUUUCGUGAAGCUGAACCACGACUCGCCGGCGGUCACCGGCGGCGGCCUGGCGCUCCACGCCCUGGACGUCUGCCACCGGAGCCUGCUCCACGGCCCUCCCCGGCCGUCCCGCACAGGGCCGCUGGACGAGUUCGUCCCCUCGGCGACGGAGCUCCACCAGGCGGGGGUCCGUUUCCGCCCGAGCCGGACACGGACGACGCGCAGCUGCUGCCUCCACGACAUCCGCUUCCACCACGGCGUGCUCCACAUCCCGGAGCUCGCCGUCGACGACACCACGGGGCACAAGCUCCUGAGCCUGAUGGCGUUCGAGCAGUUGCACGCGGGGCGGCGCGCCAAUAACGAGGUGACGGCGUACGUGUUCUUCAUGGACAACGUGAUCAAGUCGGCGGCGGACGCGCGGCUGCUGUCCGCCGCCGGCGUGCUCCGGAACGGCCUCGGCAGCGACAAGGCGGUGGCGGAGAUGUUCACCCGGCUGGCGACCGAGGCCGUGCUGGACCGGCGCAGCAGGCUCCACGACGUGCACGCCGCCGUCAACGCCUACCGCGGGGCGCGGUGGAACGAGUGGCGCGCCAGCCUCGUCCUGAACCACGCCGGGAACCCGUGGGCGAUCAUCUCCCUCGCCGUCGCCUUCGUCCUCCUCGUCCUCACCGUCGUGCAGACCGUCUACACCGUUCUGCCGUACCUCGACCAGAAGCAACAACAGACGGUGGCCGCCGGCGCCGGCAUUGGCUUGCUCCAGGAACUGUGA
Messenger RNA from Setaria italica (foxtail millet), 858 nucleotides. RefSeq names its product UPF0481 protein At3g47200. Lineage: Eukaryota; Viridiplantae; Streptophyta; Magnoliopsida; Poales; Poaceae. The transcript is spliced from 2 exons. The record is from RefSeq and is a predicted model, not a curated record. The coding region runs from base 1 to 858 and encodes 285 amino acids.